AUGGAGAAAGUAACAACAGCAGCCGCAACAACAGAAAUCUUGGACGGGCCUGGUUUGGACACAAUGUACGCUGUCAUCACAGAAAUUGUAACAGUUAUUUCACCUGUUUUGACGGACGAGAAUAGAAUGGUAUCGAGUGAUGCACCGAUAUCAAGUGAAGAUUCCACCAUCUCCAUUACAACUGAUAGCUCUGUCGAGACUGGGAACACCAUACAACUCCCCAUCUUUCCUCCUUCUCCCCUGUACCUAUUUCUCCUGAAAGCUUUCUUCAUCGGGCUGGUGCUCGUGAUCACCAUCAUCGGCAACACGCUGGUGUUGGUCUCGUUUGCCACCACCAGAAAACUCCAGACCUACACCAAUUAUUACCUGGUGGGGCUAGCAGUGGCUGACUUAGUCAGCGGUGGGGUCACCCCAGCGCUGCUGAACGUCACGUUCAUGAUCGGCUACUGGCCGUUCGGCCCUGUAAUCUGCCGGGUUUUUAUUUAUCUCAACACCGUCUUCGUCCACGCUACUUUCCUCCUAACUUUCAUCAUCUGUGUGGACAGGUACAGAGCCAUGAGCAGGCCGCUGAAGCAUCUCAAGGAGAAGACCAGGAAUCAUGCCUUGAAGAUGAUCCUUCCGGGGUUCCUGGUACCGUCCUUGCUCUGGGCAGUCGUGAUACUGAUCCUCCCCGAAUGUGGCGUCUUUACCCCACUGCCGCCCUACGCUUGUCACAUCCCGUACGCGAGCAACAAAAUUGUUCUCCUAAUAUCCUCCCUCUUUAUCUCCUGGGUUCCGAUCAUUGGUACGUCGAUCCUCUACGCGUGCAUCUAUUUCGGGAUCAUCCGUAAGCGCCCCGCCAGGAGAUCCACGUCCCUGAAAGAGAGAAAUUCCGCCAGUGUGGUUGAAAGUGACCCGGGCUCCGUGCCUGACCUGCCCAAAGAGCGGGAAUUGGUGGACGGCGACGGCGACUGCAAAGCCAGAGAAAAGGGUGAAAACACCGAUGAAGAUACAUGUACAUGUGCUACGAUUAUUAUAGAGUGUGUGUGGUUUUUAUGUUGGUGA
Messenger RNA from Patiria miniata (bat star), 1044 nucleotides. Its product is annotated as muscarinic acetylcholine receptor M2-like. The coding region runs from base 1 to 1044 and encodes 347 amino acids. The record is from RefSeq and is a predicted model, not a curated record. Gene Ontology annotation, biological process: adenylate cyclase-activating adrenergic receptor signaling pathway. Lineage: Eukaryota; Metazoa; Echinodermata; Asteroidea; Valvatida; Asterinidae. The transcript has a single exon. Gene Ontology annotation, molecular function: G protein-coupled receptor activity; dopamine neurotransmitter receptor activity, coupled via Gi/Go. Gene Ontology annotation, cellular component: membrane.